Molecule: messenger RNA, 1280 nt
Organism: Cebus imitator (Panamanian white-faced capuchin)
Lineage: Eukaryota; Metazoa; Chordata; Mammalia; Primates; Cebidae
Product: fatty acid-binding protein 5-like
Exons: 1
Coding region: 651-1058 (135 amino acids)
Biological process (GO): fatty acid transport
Cellular component (GO): nucleus; cytosol
Molecular function (GO): fatty acid binding
Source: RefSeq, a predicted model, not a curated record
AGCCACUGUGCUGGGCCUAUUUGUUUAUUUUUUAAAAACAUUUUUCCAUCACUCAUCCAGGUCCCAGAGCAAACUCCCUCUGCUCUCAGAGCUUGACACUGGAUAUGUAUUCCACAGUUUCAUUACCAGAUCAUACGCGCUAAGAUUUCUCAUCCAUAUAUAUGUGGAUGCCAUCCUUUCUAAAAACUAAACAUGACCUCCUAGAAUGUUCCUAUUUAUCUCAUUUUAUUUAGCAUCAGCUCAAGAAACUAAGUCUUACUGUACAUUGUCACAACAAAGAAAAAACUUUGUUUUUAUAACUGGUUAAAAAUAAGAAAAGAUUAUCGUCAAAAUGAAAAUACAAAAUUAGUAAUUUCUCACUGAAGAGUAUGCCCGGGAGCCUCUAGUUGUUAAAAGAGGAUAAUAUUACUCCUUCUUAUCAAAAAUUCAUAAUGCCAUGUGAUUUUUAUGAUACUUCUUCAAUACAAAGGGUUAAUAUGUAUCAUCACUGUAAUAACCAACAAAAUGCCACUUUAAGAAAACUCUAAAUUUUUUAUAAAAAUGUAAGAAAUGGGGAGUAAGUGUUCACAUCAUUAAAAGGCUUUGAAUUGACUGCAUGCUACCCGCGCCGACCCCGCUCUGCCAGCUUCGCACGCCCGCCCGCGCCCACCAUGGCCACAGUUCAGCCCCUGGAAGGAAGAUGGCGCCUGGUGGACAGCAAAGGCUUUGAUGAAUACAUGAACGAACUAGGAGUGGGAAUAGCUUUGAGAAAAACGGGCGCAAUGGCCAAGCCAGACUGUAUCAUCACUUGUGAUGGCAAAAACCUCACCAUAAAAACUGAGAGCACUUUGAAAACAACACAGUUUUCUUGUACCCUGGGAGAGAAAUUUGAAGAAACCACAGCUGAUGGCAGAAAAACUCAGACUGUCUGCAACUUUACCGAUGGCGCAUUGGUUCAGCAUCAGGAGUGGGAUGGGAAGGAAAGCACAAUAACAAGAAAACUGAAAGAUGGCAAAUUAGUGGUGGACUGUGUCAUGAACAAUGUCACCUGUACUCGGAUCUAUGAAAAAGUAGAAUAAAAAUUGUAUCAUCACUUUGGACAGGAGUUGACUAUGAGAAUGAACAAGCUCAGUUCAAUGAGCAAAUCUUCAUACUAUUGUUUCUUUCUUUUUUUUCUCAUUACUGUGUUCAUUUAUCUUUAUCACAAACAUUUUACAUGGAGCUAUUUCAAAGUGUGUUGGAUUAAUUAGGAUCAUCCCAUUGGUUAAUAAAUAAAUGUGUUUAUGCUAAUAAAAAAAAAA